Molecule: messenger RNA, 1871 nt
Organism: Branchiostoma floridae (Florida lancelet)
Lineage: Eukaryota; Metazoa; Chordata; Leptocardii; Amphioxiformes; Branchiostomatidae
Exons: 7
Coding region: 418-1857 (479 amino acids)
Cellular component (GO): membrane
Source: RefSeq, a predicted model, not a curated record
CAUAGUAAUGAAGAGUGCGCGGGGAACGCAGGCAGGCGUUAAAUUGACUUUCUCCAUUCCGCUGAUCGCGCCAGGAUCCGGCGCAUGCAGAGAAACGGGAUGCAUAAGCUGGGCGGCCUAUUGCGUCGUGCGUAGGACUGACUGACUGAUGGCGUAACGUUACGCGUUUUCGGGCCUGCGUCGUACCGACCGGCCCCUCCCUACACACUAGUGCUGCACCCGCGUCCUCUGUACAUCACAUUCCGGGACACGCGCCAGCCUGGACUUGACAGGUUCCGGCUGUUUUUCCAGGAAAAAAAAAGAACAAAGGGUCGUACUUUUCUCGGCGAGAAGAAGGUGAGAAGAAGAUUGGUUCAGAGUCAAGGUGAGAGGGCAUGAUCACGUGACUGAAUACGUUAACGUGUGGAGGAAGCAAAGAUGGAGCCAGGUGGGAAGAUGCAGCGGAGGAAGGGAGGCGCUCCAUCUGCGGGACCGGUCGGAGCGCUCAUCCUGCUCGCUCUUCUCGGUAUCGUUUCCGGAGCCCCGAACCACAGCGAGUCCCGGCCGCCGCCCAACCCGCAGAGGCCGUGGCACGGUCAGCACGACCCGUACGCGCAGCACGACACCUCGGUGCACGACCCCACCAUCCGGUCCUCCCACCAGAGCCCGCCCAUCGGCUACUCCGUGGACGAUCCGCCGCCCCCUCCCCCUCCUCCUCCUCCCGCCAGGAACUCUCAGGCCCCGAAGGAGACGCGUCGGAAGGCGUCCAAGGGCCCGCAGAACAACCAGGCGUCCGAGCCCGUCACGACGACAAUGCCGCCGCGCGUCGUGCCCAACCAGUUCGGCGGGGCGUCGGACCAGACGGGCGGGGGAGGGCAGACCGGCGGGCCGGAACGAACCGGCGGACAGCCCGGCGGACAGAACAGCGGGCAGUCCGGCCAGACUGGACAGACGCAGCGGCACGUACCGGUCAUCCUGGUGCCCACGGACCCGCCGGCCAGACAGACGGCCUCGCAGAUCUAUGAAGCACAGGAGAAAACAUCGUCUUCACAGACCGAGUCUCCGAGCCAAGGCCAGGGCCAGACACCAGGCCAAAGUCCUGCUAAACAGAACCCAAAGCCGCCGCAGCCCGCCGUGCCCGUCCCUCGGGCGACCCCCCUCCCCCUGCCGGCGCCGUCCCCGACCCCCACGCUGCCCCCGCGGUCGGGAGGCAUCUUCAAGGGCGACUACGUAGUGAAGGACCAGAACGGGUCCAUCUGCGUGCGCGGCGCCUUCAACGCCAGGCUCAGCAUUUGGUACCAGUCCAAGCGGGGAGGAAAGCGCACGGUUGACCAGGCUGCGCUGGAGGUUCCCCAGAGGCCGGUCAUCACCGGAAGGUGCGGCACGGACAAGGAGCCGGCCGUCAUGGACCUGCGCUGGGCCAAGGGGCGCUACAGACUCAAGCUCUUCUUCUCGGUGAACACAAACGGCAGCAAGACGUCGUGGCUGGUCUCGGGUGUGCACUUCAAGUACGACACAAACGACGCCAGCUUCGUCAAGCCUCUGUCCACCGGCCCCCACACGGUGAUGAGCGCCCCCGGCACGGACAUCUUCUCCGCGCCCAUCAGCCACUCCUACAAGUGUUCCAGCCGGCUGCAGGUGGACAUGACUGCGCCGGACGGGGAGGAGGCCACGCUGGUGCUGCAGGACACGCAGAUACAGCCCUUCCACCUGGGCAAGAACGGAAACUACGGAACAAGACGAGAGUGUGGUGCUGACCACUACGGUGACGUCAUCCCGUUGGCGGUGGGGCUGGGGCUCGGCGCGCUCAUCCUCCUUAUGAUUGUGGCCUACUACUUCCACAGACGCUACCAGGGACCCCCCUACGAGAACAUGUGAAGAGCAAAACUACA